Molecule: messenger RNA, 1323 nt
Organism: Apis florea (little honeybee)
Lineage: Eukaryota; Metazoa; Arthropoda; Insecta; Hymenoptera; Apidae
Product: abscission/NoCut checkpoint regulator
Biological process (GO): mitotic cytokinesis checkpoint signaling; abscission
Cellular component (GO): cleavage furrow; centrosome; midbody
Molecular function (GO): phosphatidylinositol-3-phosphate binding
Source: RefSeq, a predicted model, not a curated record
AUGUAAUCUAUAAUUCAAAAUAAUAAAAAUGAAAUAUAUACUAUCUUCGAAUAUUAAUCUAUAAUCGAUUCCUAAUAAGUUAAACGUUUAUACGUCAGAAUUUUUUAACUGUGGAACAAUUUCCUGUCAUAUUUGCGAUGACAUCGUAACGACAUUUUGAAAAGGGAUCCAGUAUGUUUUGUAAUAUUUGUCAAACGAAAUUUUCCUUUUUUACAAAAGAAGUUGCUUGUCCAGGUUGUGAUUUUUCGUGUUGCAGUAAGUGCCUCAAAUAUAAAUUUAAUAUUCCAGAUAAAGGAGUAAAAAAAAUCUGUGGUCGUUGUUUUAAUAAAAAGAAUUAUUCAAACAAAUCAAGUUGUUAUAAUAAUAUUAAAAUGUUGGAUGAGCAUGAAGAACUAAUGGUUCCAGUAGAUAUUACAAAAAAACUAGAUUCAUUAGAGAAUCCAGCAAAACCUCCCAUUGUAAUAUAUAAACAUACAAAUCAUUGGGACAAAUUUAAAAAUGGUUUAGAACCAGUGGAUCAAGAAAUAGUUGAAAGAUUACGAAAAUUAAAAGAAGAAGACAAAACUACAACUUUGAGUGUGGAUGAAAUAAGAAGAAGAUUAGCAUUAUUAAAAGAUGAAGAUGGAGAUAUUAAUCAGCAAAAAAUAAAUAUACAUCAAGUGGAUAUCAGAACAGAUCAACAGAAAACAGAUGAUUUAAUAGAAGAAUAUUUAAAACAAUUAGAAUUAUCAUCAAGCAGUGAUUCAGUUAGUGAAAUUCAAACAAGGUUAAGAUCAUUACAAGGCAUUAAUAAAGAGCAUUCAAUUAAUGAUAUUAAUGAUGAAAAUCAUGUAACAAACAAAUUAAUUGCAAAAGCUUUGGCAGAAGCAGAAUUGGAGAAAAAAUAUGAAGAAAAUAUGGAUAAAUUGGAAGAAAUGGAGAUUGAGGAAAUAAAGCAUAUCAAUGAUGAAGAUGAAAAACCUAGCUGCAUAAUGUGCGAUCAAACUGAAGAUUUAGAGCAAUGUUUAGGUUGUCACGGCGAUUUGUAUUGCGCCAUAUGCUUUGAAGAUAAUCAUGAUGAUUUUGAAAUGAAAAAGCACAAAAGAGAACCAGCAAAGAAGUUAAAUUAUUAUUAAAUAAAAUUAAAUAGAAAUUUUAGAGAAAUGCUUUGCAAUAAUUCAAAUGCAAUUUCAUUGUUGAUACUUGUCUAAUUUAUAAAAGAAUCUUAUGCUUAUAAUAUUGUCACUUGCAAUUUUUAAUGAAAAUAUUUCUUACAAAAUAUAUAAACAUGAAUAUAAAUAAUAUAUAAUUAUAAUAAAUGUUUUAGUUAUAAGUUUUAAAAAA